UUUCUGUGCGCCGAGCUCCGCCCCACGAGCACCUGUUUCCGAGCGGAGAGCGCGCGCCGUUUCCUCCCCUGGUGUCCUAUCGCGGCUUGGGACCCGGCAAGAUGGGCAAGAAGGGCAAGAAGGAGAAGAAGGGCCGCGGCGCGGAGAAGACGGCCGCCAAGAUGGAGAAGAAGGUGUCUAAGCGCUCGCGGAAGGAGGAGGAAGACCUGGAAGCGCUUAUAGCCCAUUUCCAGACACUCGAUGCCAAGAGGACUCAGACUGUGGAAGCUCCGUGCCCCCCACCCUCACCAAGGUUAAAUGCCUCCCUCUCGGUUCAUCCUGAGAAAGAUGAGUUAAUCCUUUUUGGAGGUGAAUAUUUCAACGGCCAAAAGACUUUUUUGUAUAACGAGCUCUAUGUCUACAAUAUCAGAAAGGACACCUGGACCAAAGUUGACAUCCCCAGUCCACCUCCAAGGCGCUGUGCUCACCAGGCGGUGGUAGUGCCUCAAGGUGGCGGACAGCUGUGGGUCUUUGGAGGGGAGUUUGCCUCUCCCAACGGAGAGCAGUUCUACCACUACAAGGAUCUCUGGGUCCUGCAUUUGGCCACCAAGACCUGGGAACAAGUCAAAUCAACAGGCGGUCCUUCGGGUCGGAGUGGACAUCGGAUGGUGGCCUGGAAGAGACAAUUGAUCCUUUUCGGUGGCUUCCAUGAGAGUACACGGGAUUACAUCUACUACAAUGAUGUGUAUGCCUUUAAUCUGGACACCUUCACAUGGAGCAAGCUGUCCCCGUCAGGGACGGGGCCCACACCCAGAUCAGGCUGCCAGAUGUCCGUCACUCCCCAGGGCGGCAUCAUCAUCUACGGGGGCUACUCGAAACAGAGAGUUAAGAAAGACGUGGACAAGGGUACGCGGCACUCCGACAUGUUCCUGCUGAAGCUGGAGGACGGGAGAGAAGCUCACACCCCAGUGAACCUGAACCUGGAUGCUGGACUGUUUCCCCCAGGGCGGCCCUCAGCCUGUGUGCUCGCUCCUCAGCCCCCAGGAGGAAAGCAUCUUGACAAGUGGGUGUGGACUCGGAUGAACCCUUCGGGGGUCAAGCCCACUCCACGGUCUGGCUUUUCCGUGGCCAUGGCCCCGAAUCACCAGACACUGUUCUUCGGGGGCGUCUGUGAUGAGGAAGAGGAGGAGAGCCUGGCGGGCGAGUUCUUCAACGAUCUGUACUUCUAUGAUGCCACCAGGAACCGUUGGUUUGAGGGACACCUGAAGAAACUCAGGAGUGGCUGGAGAAGACGGACUCGGAAGACGACAGUGAGGAGGUUGAGGGUGCCGAGGGUGGAGACGAGGACGAGGAUGAAGACAGCGGAGAGGAGAGCGGUGCGGAGGACUGAGGCUGUGACAAACCCCAUGCCCACGCUGCCUGCACUGCCGGGAGACUCGGGGCUGGGGGAGACAUGCCGCGGUCACCACUGCAGAGACUCGGGACUUCGGGAGGCAUGCCCUGGCCACUAUUGGUGAGCCAGAGAGACGAGGACCCCGCGCGUGCUGACCCGGGGACGCCACGGGACUCAGUUGAGACUGAGGACCCCGCGCGUGCUGACUCGGGGACGCCACAGAACUCGAGACUGAGGACCCCGCGUGUGCUGACCCGGGGACGCCACAGAACUCGAGACUGAGGACCCCGCGUGUGCUGACCCGGGGACGCCACAGGACUCACUCGCAAUUCCUGCUCACAGCACGUUUCCUGCUCGGAAACCAGGAGAGCCUCCAUGUGCCACCCAGCUCUGUCCACACAUCCAUUGCGCAGCUCUGCAGCGGAAGGAAGUUCAGUAAAGACGCUGGUUUGUAAUGAGAUAAGUGUUCCAAAGUGUAACACAAAAUUGCUUAUUACUAAAAGGAGCAGAAUUUCUUUUUAAUCUUGACAGUGUUCCUUGCUUUCAUAACAGUAUGAUUUAAACUGUUACAUUCAUUUAGGAAAACUAUUUGAUUUUCAUUUUGUAAGUAAUCAAGCUAUCUUUCCAGCUUAAAGAGAAAAGGCUCAGGGUAACUUUUUAAACCACUUAAUAAGAAAAGUUCUCUCUUUGUCAUUGCACGGAAUGAUUGUACACAGUAUUAGCAAGCCGUUCACAUGCGCCAGGGCUGACUUGGAAGGAAACACAGGUUAACACUGUUUUCUGUCCGAGUUCACAGAGGUGUUUGCAGCUGGAGUGAGGGUGCCUCUUCCGUGUGGCUCCCCUGAGCCGAGAGGCCCCUGUGGGUUUUUUCUCCGCCAGGCUCUGGGACAGGGUUUCUGUGGAAAUGGCAAAUGGUGCAGAUGAGCAGAGUCCUGCUAGAGAGG
Molecule: messenger RNA, 2316 nt
Organism: Nomascus leucogenys (northern white-cheeked gibbon)
Lineage: Eukaryota; Metazoa; Chordata; Mammalia; Primates; Hylobatidae
Gene: KLHDC4
Product: kelch domain containing 4
Exons: 13
Coding region: 102-1496 (464 amino acids)
Molecular function (GO): protein binding
Source: RefSeq, a predicted model, not a curated record